AUGGCUGAACAGACUGAGACCUUUGCUUUCAGUGCUGAUAUUACGCAGUUGAUGUCUCUGAUCAUCAACACGUUCUACAAGAACAAGGAUAUUUUCCUUCGUGAGCUGAUCUCAAAUGCUUCCGAUGCGCUGGAUAAGAUUCGUUAUGAGAGUUUGACUGACCCCUCAAAGCUCGAGUCGAACCCCGAGUUGGUGAUCGAGAUUACUGCUGAUAAGACAAACAAAACGCUGACGAUUCGUGAUACCGGUAUUGGUAUGACAAAGGCUGACUUGAUCAACAACCUGGGUACCAUUGCUCGCUCUGGAACGAAGGCGUUCAUGGAGGCUCUUCAGGCGGGAACGAGCGAUGUUUCGAUGAUUGGUCAGUUCGGUGUGGGUUUCUACUCCGCUUACCUGGUGGCUGACCGCGUGGAGGUGAUCUCCAAGAGCAACGACGACGAGCAGUACGUGUGGGAGUCGUCUGCGGGUGGUUCGUUCACGAUUCGUCCCUCGACGGACGAGCCUCUGGGCCGUGGAACGAAGAUCAUUCUGCACAUCAAGAGCGACCAGGAGGACGUGCUGGAGGAGCGCACGAUCCGCGAUCUGGUGAAGAAGCACUCUGAGUUCAUCGGUUUCCCGAUCCGUCUGUGGGUGGAGAAGACGACGGAGGAGGAAGUGCCUGAUGAUGAUGAGGAGGAGGAGAAGAAGGAAGAAAAGAAGGAGGGCGAGGAAGGAGAAGAGGAGGAGGAGGAUGCCCCGAAGGUGGAGGAAGUGACGGAAGAGGAAGCGACCAAGGAGAAGAAGACGAAGAAGGUGAAGAAGAAGCCGAUUUGGAUGCGUCCGAAGGACGAGGUGACGGAGGAGGAGUACAACGCCUUCUACAAGAACAUCUCGAACGACUGGGACGAUCCGCUGGCGCACGAGCACUUCGCGGUGGAGGGUCAGCUGGAGUUCCGCUCGAUCCUGUUCGUGCCGAAGCGCGCGCCGUUCGACAUGUUCGAGACGAAGAAGAAGCCGAACAACAUCAAGCUGUACGUGCGCCGUGUGUUCAUUAUGGACGACUGCGAGGAUCUGAUGCCCGACUACCUGAACUUCAUUCGCGGCGUGGUGGACUCGGACGAUCUGCCGCUGAACAUCUCGCGUGAGGUGCUGCAGCAGAACAAGAUCCUGCACGUGAUCAAGAAGAACCUGGUGAAGCGUUGCCUGCAGAUGUUCGAGACGAUCGCGGAGGACAAGGAGAAGUUCAAGACGUUCUACGAGCAGUUCAGCAAGAGCAUCAAGUACGGCAUCCACGAGGACAGCGCGAACCGCGAGCGUCUGGCGAAGCUGCUGCGCUUCCACAGCUCGAAGUCGGGCGACGACGUGGUGAGUCUGGAGGAGUACGUGGAGCACAUGAAGGAGAACCAGCCGGGCAUCUACUACAUCACGGGCGAGAGCCUGGAGGCGGUGCGGAACGCGCCGUUCCUGGAGAAGCUGAAGAAGAAGGGCUACGAAGUGCUGUACAUGGUGGACGCGAUCGAUGAGUACGCGAUGCAGCAGCUGCGCGAGUUCAAGGAGAAGAAGAUGAUCUGCGUGACGAAGGAGAACUUGAACUUGGAGGACGACGAAGAGGAGAAGAAGAAGCUGGAGGAGGAGAAGAAGACCUUCGACGAGCUGUGCGUGCUGAUCAAGGAGGUGCUGGGCGACCACGUGGAGAAGGUGCUGGUGUCCAACCGUCUGGCCGACUCGCCGUGCUGCCUGGUGACCAGCGAGUACGGCUGGUCCGCCUCGAUGGAGCGAAUCAUGCGCGCGCAGGCGCUGCGGAACGACGCGUUCGGCAUGAUGUCGGCGAAGAAGAUCAUGGAGAUCAACCCCGAUAACUCCAUCAUCAAGGUGCUCUCCGAGAAGGUCAAGGCCAACCGCAACGACGCCACCGUCAAGGAUCUGGUGUGGCUGCUCUACGACACCGCGCUGCUCACCUCCGGAUUCUCGCUCGAGCAGCCCAUGGCCUUCGCCAACCGCAUCCACAAGCUCAUCCAGCUCGGACUCAGCGGAGAGGACGAGGACGUGCCCGCUCUGGAGGAAACCAACACGGAGGCCGCGCAGGAAGCCGCCGAGGAGGAAGAGGGAGAGAUGGAGGAGGUCGAUUAAGCGAAAGAGAAAGAAAAAGAAAGGAAUAAUAGUCGUCGCGAUUGUGUGGAUUUUGUAAUAGUAGUUGCAUUGGUU
Blastocystis hominis is the source of this 2184-nucleotide messenger RNA. RefSeq lists its product as hypothetical. The transcript is spliced from 2 exons. Gene Ontology annotation, molecular function: ATP hydrolysis activity; ATP binding; ATP-dependent protein folding chaperone. Bases 1 to 2109 code for a protein of 702 amino acids. Gene Ontology annotation, cellular component: plasma membrane; perinuclear region of cytoplasm; cytosol. The record is from RefSeq and is a predicted model, not a curated record. NCBI's taxonomy places the organism in Eukaryota, Bigyra, Opalinata, Blastocystidae. Gene Ontology annotation, biological process: cellular response to heat; protein folding; protein stabilization.